Leptonychotes weddellii (Weddell seal) is the source of this 3667-nucleotide messenger RNA. NCBI's taxonomy places the organism in Eukaryota, Metazoa, Chordata, Mammalia, Carnivora, Phocidae. The record is from RefSeq and is a predicted model, not a curated record.
GAGAAGAGGAGAUAGGUGGGAGCGAGGGAGCGAGGGAGGGAGCGAAGGAGGUAGAGAAGAGCGGAGGAGAGGGGAGGGAGCGCAGCUUGGUUGCUCCGUAGUACGGCGGCUCGCGAGGGAGAAUCCCGAGCGGGCUCCGGGACGCACGGGCAGGCGGGCAGGCGGGCGGGGAUGGUGUGCGGGGCUGCGGCUCCUGCGUCCCUCCCCGCGGCGAGUGAGCUGCACUGAUUUGUCCCUGGGGCGGCAGCGCGGACCCGCCUGGAGAUGAGGCGUCGAUUAGCCAGGUAAAAGUGACAGAACCAUGGCUCAGUUUCUAACACCUUUUGGAGGCAGCCUGGAUAUCUGGGCCAUAACUGUAGAAGAAAGAGCGAAGCAUGAUCAACAGUUCCAUAGUUUAAAGCCAAUAUCUGGAUUUAUUACUGGUGAUCAAGCUAGAAACUUUUUUUUUCAAUCUGGGUUACCUCAACCUGUUUUAGCACAGAUAUGGGCACUAGCUGAUAUGAACAAUGAUGGACGAAUGGAUCAAGUGGAGUUUUCCAUAGCUAUGAAACUCAUCAAACUCAAGCUGCAAGGAUAUCAGCUCCCUUCUGCACUUCCCCCUGUCAUGAAACAGCAGCCCGUUGCUAUUUCUAGUGCACCAACCUUUGGUAUAGGAGGUAUGGCUGGCAUGUCGCCGCUUGCAGCCGUCGCUUCAGUGCCAAUGGGACCCGUUCCAGUUGUGGGGAUGUCUCCACCUCUCGUACCUUCUGUUCCUACAGCAGCAGUGCCUCCCCUGGCUAACGGGGCUCCCCCUGUCAUACAGCCUCUCCCUGCAUUUGCUCAUCCUGCAGCCACAUUGCCAAAGAGCUCUUCCUUUAGUAGAUCUGGUCCCGGGUCACAAUUAAACACUAAAUUACAGAAGGCACAGUCAUUCGAUGUGGCUAGUGUCCCUCCUGUGGCAGAGUGGGCUGUCCCUCAGUCAUCCAGACUGAAAUACAGACAGUUAUUCAAUAGUCAUGACAAAACUAUGAGUGGACACUUAACAGGUCCCCAAGCAAGAACUAUUCUUAUGCAAUCAAGUUUGCCACAGGCUCAGCUGGCUUCAAUAUGGAAUCUUUCGGACAUUGAUCAAGAUGGAAAACUCACAGCAGAAGAGUUUAUCUUGGCAAUGCACCUAAUUGAUGUCGCGAUGUCUGGCCAACCACUGCCACCUGUCCUGCCUCCAGAGUACAUUCCACCUUCCUUUAGACGAGUUCGAUCUGGCAGUGGUAUAUCUAUCAUCAGCUCAACGGCAGUCGAUCAGAGGUUACCAGAGGAACCGGUUUUAGAAGAGGAACAGCAACAACUAGAGAAGAAAUUACCUGUAACAUUUGAGGAUAAGAAGCGUGAGAAUUUCGAGCGCGGCAGUCUGGAGCUGGAGAAGCGGAGACAAGCGCUGUUGGAGCAACAGCGAAAGGAGCACGAGCGCCUGGCGCAGCUGGAGCGCGCCGAGCAGGAGCGGAAGGAGCGGGAGCGCCACGAGCAGGAGCGCAAGCGGCAGCUGGAGUUGGAGAAGCAGCUGGAAAAGCAGCGGGAACUGGAACGCCAGAGAGAGGAGGAGAGGAGGAAGGAAAUCGAGAGGCGCGAGGCUGCAAAGCGAGAACUUGAAAGGCAACGACAACUUGAAUGGGAACGGAAUCGAAGACAAGAACUACUCAAUCAAAGAAACAAAGAACAAGAAGACAUAGUUGUACUGAAAGCAAAGAAAAAGACUCUGGAAUUUGAAUUAGAAGCUCUAAAUGAUAAAAAGCAUCAACUAGAAGGAAAACUUCAAGAUAUCAGGUGUCGAUUGACCACACAAAGGCAAGAAAUUGAGAGUACAAACAAAUCCAGAGAGUUGAGAAUUGCUGAAAUCACCCACCUACAGCAACAAUUACAGGAGGCUCAGCAAAUGCUCGGAAGACUUAUUCCAGAAAAACAGAUACUCAAUGACCAACUCAAACAAGUUCAGCAGAACAGUUUGCACAGAGAUUCACUUCUUACACUCAAAAGAGCCUUAGAAGCAAAAGAGCUAGCUCGGCAGCAGCUACGAGACCAACUGGAUGAAGUUGAGAAAGAAACCAGAUCAAAACUACAGGAGAUUGAUAUUUUCAAUAAUCAGCUGAAGGAACUAAGAGAAAUACAUAAUAAGCAGCAACUCCAGAAACAGAAGUCCAUAGAGGCUGAACGUCUGAAACAGAAAGAACAAGAGCGAAAGAUCAUAGAAUUAGAAAAACAAAAAGAAGAAGCCCAAAGACGAGCUCAGGAGAGGGACAAGCAGUGGAUUGAGCAUGCGCAGCAGGACGAUGAGCAUCAGCGGCCAAGGAAGCUCCACGAUGAAGAAAAACUCAGAAGGGAGGAGAGUGUCAAGAAGAAGGACAGUGAGGAGAAAAGCAAACUGGACCCGCAAGACAAGAUGAGCCGGCUUUUCCAUCAGCAUCAGGAACCAGCCAAGCCAGCUGUCCAGGCACCCUGGUCCACCACAGAAAAAGGCCCACUUACAAUUUCUGCACAGGAGAAUGUAAAGGUGGUGUAUUACCGAGCGCUGUAUCCCUUUGAAUCCAGAAGUCACGAUGAGAUCACGAUCCAGCCCGGAGACAUAGUCAUGGUUAAAGGGGAAUGGGUGGACGAAAGCCAAACUGGAGAACCAGGCUGGCUUGGAGGAGAAUUAAAAGGAAAGACGGGCUGGUUCCCUGCAAACUAUGCAGAGAAAAUCCCAGAAAACGAGGCUCCCGCUCCAGUCAAACCCGGGCCUGACCCAGCCUCUGCGCCUGCACCCAAACUGGCCGUGCGCGAGCCCCCCACUCCUGUGGCGGUGACCGCUCCAGAGCCCUCCACGACCCCGAACAACUGGGCUGACUUCAGCUCCACGUGGCCCACCAGCACGAGUGAGAAGCCGGAGACAGACAACUGGGAUGCGUGGGCCGCCCAGCCCUCGCUCACCGUCCCCAGCGCCGGCCAGCUAAGGCAGAGAUCAGCAUUUACUCCAGCCACAACCACUGGCUCUUCUCCGUCUCCUGUCUUAGGCCAGGGCGAGAAGGUGGAGGGACUACAAGCCCAAGCCCUGUAUCCUUGGAGAGCCAAAAAAGACAACCACUUAAAUUUUAACAAAAAUGAUGUCAUCACCGUCCUGGAACAGCAAGACAUGUGGUGGUUUGGAGAAGUUCAAGGUCAGAAGGGUUGGUUCCCCAAGUCUUACGUGAAACUCAUUUCAGGGCCCAUAAGGAAAUCUACAAGCAUGGAUUCUGGUUCUUCAGAAAGUCCUGCUAGUCUGAAGAGAGUAGCUUCACCAGCAGCCAAGCCAGCCGUCUCAGGAGAAGAAUUUAUUGCCAUGUACACUUACGAGAGUUCUGAGCAAGGCGAUUUAACCUUUCAGCAAGGGGAUGUGAUUUUGGUUACCAAGAAAGAUGGUGACUGGUGGACAGGAACAGUGGGCGACAAGUCCGGAGUCUUCCCUUCUAACUAUGUGAGGCUUAAGGACUCAGAGGGCUCUGGAACUGCUGGGAAAACAGGGAGUUUAGGAAAAAAACCUGGUAAGUUACAAACCCUGAUGCUUAUUUUUCAAUGUUUUGAAUGUAAUUGAUAGUUGCUCCCAAUCUUUGUUCGGAGGGCCGGAAGAUUUAAGAGAUCGAUAACACUUUGGGCUGGGCCUUAGUAUCUCAGGCCCAUU